CUAAGCUUGGAGCGCGGGCGUGAAAAGCUGUCUACCGCCUUUUUUUGCCUUGACUCUUCGCUUUCAGUCCUUCUUCCCAUUGUUCUUGCUGUGUGGACUGAACGACUUUCCGAGCAGAACCAACAUACACCAGUUCCUCGUCAAACAACAACGACAGCUGCAAAAAUGGCCGCCAACGGAGUCAAUGGCGCCCACCUGGCUUUGCCACAGAGUCAUCAAGACCUGAUGCAAAAGUCUCUGGUCGAGACCGACCCCGAGAUCGCGUCUAUCAUGACCGACGAGAUCAAGCGUCAACGCGAGUCGAUCCUCCUCAUCGCCUCCGAAAACGUUACUUCCCGCGCCGUCUUCGAUGCUCUUGGGUCACCGAUGAGCAACAAGUACAGCGAAGGCUACCCAGGUGCCCGCUACUACGGUGGAAACGAACACAUUGACCGCAUCGAGCUUACAUGCCAGAAGCGUGCACUCGAGACUUUCCGCCUCGACCCCGCCAAGUGGGGUGUAAACGUGCAAUGUCUGAGUGGCAGCCCUGCGAACUUGCAGGUCUACCAGGCGAUCAUGCGGCCACAUGAUCGUUUGAUGGGUUUGGAUCUGCCUCACGGUGGACAUUUGAGCCACGGAUACCAGACACCUUCGAAGAAGAUCUCCGCCGUGUCAACGUACUUCGAGACAUUCCCAUACAGAGUCAACCUGGAGACGGGUUUGAUCGACUAUGAUCGCCUCGAGGAGAAUGCUCUCAUGUACAGGCCAAAGGUGCUCGUUGCUGGUACUUCAGCGUACUGCCGUGAGAUUGACUACAAGAGAAUGAGGGAAAUCGCGGACAAGGUCGGAGCAUACUUGAUGAUGGAUAUGGCACACAUUUCUGGUCUCGUUGCUGCUGGUGUCAACAAGUCGCCAUUCGAGUACGCCGAUAUUGUCACGACGACUACCCACAAGAGUUUGCGUGGCCCUCGUGGUGCCAUGAUUUUCUUCCGCAAGGGUGUGAGGAAGACUGAGAUCAAGGCUGGCAAGGAAGUGCAGGUUCUCUACGAUCUUGAGGGCCCAAUUAACUUCUCUGUCUUCCCUGGUCACCAGGGUGGCCCACACAACCACACCAUCACUGCUCUUGCUGUUGCACUGAAGCAGGCUCAAACGCCAGAAUUCUUGCAAUACCAGCAGCAGGUCAUCAAGAACGCGAAGCAGCUCGAGAAUUCGUUCAAGGCCAAGGGCUACAGACUGGUGACAGACGGCACAGACAACCACAUGGUUCUCCUUGACCUCAAGCCUCUCGGCCUCGACGGUGCUCGUGUAGAAGCUGUGCUCGAUCAAGUCAACAUUGCUUGCAACAAGAACACCACACCCGGUGACAAGUCCGCUCUCACACCUUGCGGUAUCCGUAUCGGCACGCCAGCCAUGACCAGCAGAGGCAUGGGCGAGGCAGACUUUGACCGAAUUGCGGGCUACAUCGAUCAAUGCAUCAAGCUCGCCACCAAGGUGCAGUCGGAGCUGCCCAAGGACGCCAACAAGCAGAAGGACUUCAAGGCCAAGCUUGCUGGUGGCGCUGCGAACGUCCCUGAGGUUGGCACGCUCAAGGCGGAGAUUGCUGCCUGGGCCAGCACGUUCCCUCUGCCAGUCUAAGCAGUGGUGCGGUUGUAUGCAUAAUUGGGCGUUUACAUGGGGACACUGGGGGCCAAAAAGAUACUACUACCUUCAACACAAGCGUGGUGUUGGGGGGAUAAAUGCGUUAUGAGUUGUGCGGCGUUUCAACCUGCUGCUAUGAGGCUGUUUAUGUACUCUGAAAACAAUGAUAUCCACGAGCUGUAGCUGUAGCUCCUGUUUGCCAAUAAAUGUUCGUAGCGUGAUUCGCUCAGCGGCCCAUGCAUGUAGCUGUGAAGAAGGGAGCGCCUCGACCGUUCGACGAUCGGAGAACUCGAAGGUCCCUGAAGAUGUGACGUACCCG
Molecule: messenger RNA, 1936 nt
Organism: Cercospora beticola
Lineage: Eukaryota; Fungi; Ascomycota; Dothideomycetes; Mycosphaerellales; Mycosphaerellaceae
Gene: SHM2
Product: glycine hydroxymethyltransferase SHM2
Biological process (GO): folic acid metabolic process; L-serine catabolic process; tetrahydrofolate interconversion
Cellular component (GO): cytoplasm
Molecular function (GO): cobalt ion binding; zinc ion binding; glycine hydroxymethyltransferase activity
Source: RefSeq, a predicted model, not a curated record